This is a messenger RNA of Vitis vinifera (wine grape), 7250 nucleotides long. RefSeq names its product ribonuclease TUDOR 1. Bases 3938 to 6940 code for a protein of 1000 amino acids. Gene Ontology annotation, molecular function: nuclease activity; RNA binding. The transcript has 24 exons. Gene Ontology annotation, biological process: regulatory ncRNA-mediated gene silencing; mRNA catabolic process. NCBI's taxonomy places the organism in Eukaryota, Viridiplantae, Streptophyta, Magnoliopsida, Vitales, Vitaceae. Gene Ontology annotation, cellular component: RISC complex; cytosol; nucleus. The record is from RefSeq and is a predicted model, not a curated record.
CGACCGCCCCACCGUUUCAAAGGCAAUAAGACCAUUCUAAGAAGGGGGCUUCCUCCAAGCAAGAAGGCCAGAACCUCAUUCAUUAUUCCAAAUGCAGCAUGGUGAAGCUUGCUGGAGGCUUGCUUCGCUGCGGGCUGAGAUGUUUCAGCUACCUACAGCCUGAUGUUAACCGUGCUAGCUUUGGGGAAGACGAACCAGACCUCAUCAUUAAGCUUCAUGCGCUUGCUUUUUGGAAACAGGUUAGGCGUUUUACUGGGUAUGCACUUUCAGAAAGUCUUCCUGGUAGAGCAUAGUAAAUAGAAAAAUGAGAACAAUCCCCCCAUUUAUUUUCGUUUAUUUUUUUCCUUUUCAUGCCUAUGCCUUUGUAUGAAUAUAUCCAAAAAAAAGAAUAGUAUUCAUUCAUAGCCUUAAUUUUGAAUAAUGUUAGGCAUUUUUAUGUUAUCUAUAGAUGAUGUGUGGGACUGUAUUUAGGUUUACACGUUACUGCCUUGGAAAAUGUUUAAUCUUUCAUAGCCGGAAUGGCUGCAGAUCUCUCUUUCACUUCUCUUUUCAGUUUCUCUCAGGCAUAUAAUUUUAUUUAUUUAUUAUUAUUUUGCUUCUUGUCAAGAAUCGGUAUUAGCCCUAAUUGUAAUUUUAUUCUUCAUCCCUAAAAUUACAUGAUUAACUUUUUCUUUUUUUUAGUCCUGCACAGACUCUGUUUUGUGAUUUAUUUCGAAGAACACUAUUUCAUUCUUUGCCAUCAAAUACAAAAAUUCAAAAGAUGUUACAAAAUAAAAUUUCAACCCUUCUUUUAAAAAGACUACUGGAGGGAGGGAACAUGUCAUACUGGUGAAAUUGUGAAAAAUUACUUGUUUAAAUAGAAAGCAGAAGUAGGCUUCCAGGAGUUUGUCAUACUGAUUUUCUAUUAUGAUCUCCUAUUACAAAGAAACCACAAAGGAGAGGGACUUUGUUUAGGGAGGUGCCUUCAUGUUCUUUCGAUAAGAGGAAGAGCAUGGAGAAGCCAAACCAUCUUUCUGUUGCAGGAGGACUGGAGGACUUCUCAGGUAAGUUUCCUUUGGAUUUCUGGUUCUCUUCCAUAUCACCAUUCUUCUUUCCUUCUUGAUGACUUUUGGGCAUCAUUGACUUCUUUGGGUGUGGACCAUCAUGGCCACAUAUUGCUUGCUUGCUAGCUUCUAAACUGUUGAUAAGCUGGUUGUUACUUUGUUUGUCUACCUUUUAUUUUAUUUUCUAUUUUCUCUCACAAAUAGCUUGAAUCUGGUUCAGCUCUGCUACAUGGGAUUUGAAGAUCACCAUCUUUUAUUUUGUCUUAAACCCAUGAUCUAUCUCACCUGGUUUGCAACCCCACUGAUAGUGAUUUUUCCAAUAUUUUAUCCCUCAUCUGUCUUUUUUUUUCAUAUACUUCUCUGCUUCUGGUAUCUAUUUCUGUAUCUCCAUCUGGGAGUACAAGCUUAGAGAAAUAAAGCUGUGAAUACGGAGGUUUAGUCUCAAAGGAGUUCAUAAAGUGCAUCUUGAGCAGUUUCAGCCUUUUGGAUUCCAGGGCUGGUGCGUGCAGUCAUACAUAUUGCCAUAAUUUAAGGCUAAGCUCCAGUUGAUUAGAUGAUAACAAAAAAAAAAAAAAAAACCAGUCCAGGACACUGCAUCAUUGAUGGUGGCAAUGAGUGGUAUGAGAAUAUGGGGAGUGAUGUGCAAACAUAUGACUCUGAGGCAGCAGUACAGAUAACUGGUUAAGAAAUUCCUGACGCUUCUGAUUAUUCUAAUGGGUGAAUGGAUGAUACGAUACUUAUCUAGCUAGGAUUUCCAAAGAGUGCAGAACAUUCUAAUGGGAAACUUGUUUAAGAUUUUCAAGCCACCACCUUUUAAUCUCAACCGUCCAUGUUCAACCUUAAUGAGUACACCUUUUUCAAUCAAUGCAUCAUCACACUUUUUUAACCCGGACCACCCACGGUAUUAAAAAAUUUAAAGUCAUAUUUAACAUAUAAUACCACCAACCUCAUUUAUUUAUUUCACACUUAAAACUAUUUUUCCGCUUAACAAAAAAUAUAAAAUUUAUGAACACAGCCAUUUUAUUUGCAUAGCAUUUUUUUUAAUUAAUUAUUACAUUUAAAUUAUUUUUCCAUUCCGAUUUUAAGUUAUUUGUUUAUUUAAGAAAAUAAUUACUUUCAUUUGUUUUUUUAACAUCCCGGGCAAUCUUUCAUGACUGUAAGUCUUUCCUACCACCUAAUUGUUUUUUGACUUUCUAUUAAUCAAAUUUUUUUUUUUUUUUUUAGUGUUUUGUAUAUAAAAUUGUGGAUGUUCAUCAGAUUAUUGAAUUGGGGGAACUCAUUAAGACCAAACAAAUUACCUCCGAGGAGCUCACUCAAAAUUUUCUUCAUAGAUUAAAGAGGUAUAAUCAUGUUCUUGAAGCUGUGGUCACUUAUACUGAAGAAUUAGCAUACAAGCAGGCAAAAGAGGCCAAUGAAAUGCUUGCCCAAGGAAUAUAUUUGGGUCCCCUUCAUGGGAUUCCAUAUGGAUUGAAGGAUAUAAUUUCAGUACCCCAGUACAAGACUACUUGGGGUUCAAAAACUUUCAAAGAUCAAGUUCUUAACAUUGAAGCUUGGGUUUACAAGAGGUUGAAGUCUUCUGGGGCUGUUCUUGUUGCAAAGCUUGUUUCUGGAUCACUGGCAUAUGAUGACAUCUGGUUUGGAGGUAGGACAAGGAAUCCAUGGAAUAUUGAGGAAUAUUCUACUGGUUGAUCUGCUGGACCUGCUGCUUGCACCUCAGCAGGCAUGGUUCCUUUUGCAAUUGGCUCAGAAACAGCUGGCUCCAUAACCUAUCCGCUGCUCGUUGUGGUGUGACAGCAUUACACCCAACUUUCGGUGCUGUUGGUUGAACUGGUGUAAUGAGCAUUUCGGAAAGCUUGGAUAAGCUUGGACCUUUCUGUUGAAGUGCUGCAGAUUGCACAAUUAUUCUGGAUGCCAUUCUAGGAAAGGAUCCAGAUGAUCCCUCAUAGGGGGACAUUUCCCUUGAUGACCCAUUCACAUUGGACAUCACAAAUCUUACUGUUGGGUAUCUGCAUGAUGCUGAGAUGGAGGCAGUUAUGGUGGAGAUGGAAAGAGAUGGUGGAGAUGGAAGCCUGGAAAAGAUUUCUUUGGUGAUAGCGGGAGCAAUGACUAAAUCAAACAAGCAUGGUCAAAAGGCUAUACUGUGAAGCCCACUACCAUUAGGGCGUUACGCCUUGACCCAUUAGAAUAUAAAAAAAUGAGAUGUAAAUACAAGUAAAUAUAAUUAAGAUAUAUAUAUAUAGAAUAAUAUAAUUCAGGUGCAGCGUAAAGAUAUUUGAAUUGCUUAAGUGGCGGUUUUUGGUUGAUGCCAAGUUGAUAAUCUAGUGGUGCCUUAAUAUCAACCAGGAUAUCACAUUCUGCAUGUAAUCUUUUCAAAAAUGGCAUUUUCAUCGGCAGGAUCGGUAAUAUUACAAAGAUUUCCUUCCAUUUGAAAUGUGCUAGGGUUAAUAAUAAUCACCAGGUAAUACAGAGUUAGUAAUAAUCAGAAUGUAAUAUAGAGACGAUUUUGAAAUUUAGAAAUGAAAAGAAAAACGUCAUCAUAAAUAUGCCGGUUACUUGUCUUUAUCCGGGAAAAGAAAAGAAAAGGAAAAAAAAAAAAGAAGAGUUCGAGCACAGGGCUGGGAUGGAUUUGGACAAACAAACGUUAAGAUGGGUGGUAGAUCAAGUAAUUUAAGCAGAAAGGGAGGGUACGUUCGCCUGCAAUUUUUUCCUGUUACGUUAUCAGUGUGCCUAUAACAACAACACUAGAUUUAUCGUAUUCAAAGGGACCUCUCUUUCUCUGACUCUCGCUGAUCCGCCGUCCGACGCCACUCCUCUUUAUAAUUUAAGGAAGGAAAGGAGCGCCGAUUUGAAAGCAGGAGUCCUUGGGAACAUCGAUCCAGAUCUUGGUUGUUUAAAUGGCGUCUUCAUCAUCGUCGACUGUAGCUGGCGCCACAGGAUGGUUGAGAGGAAAGGUGAAAGCUGUUCCUUCGGGAGACUGCUUAGUGAUAAUGGGAAACUCCAAGGGCGAUAGCCCUCCGCCAGAGAGGACAAUAACUUUAUCAUCUCUGAUUGCUCCCAGAUUGGCCCGUAGGGGUGGAGUUGAUGAGCCGUUUGCAUGGGACAGCAGAGAGUAUUUAAGGAAGCUCUGCAUUGGAAAGGAAGUCACUUUCAGAGUUGAUUAUACUGUACCAUCCAUUGGAAGAGAAUUUGGCUCCGUUUUCCUUGGCGACAAAAAUGUUUCGGUGCUGGUUGUUUCUGAAGGCUGGGCAAGGGUAAGGGAGACAGGUCAACAGAAAGGAGAAGUAAGUCCUGUCCUUGCAGAAUUGCUUCGCCUUGAAGAGCAAGCUAAGCAACAAUGUCUAGGUCGUUGGAGCAAGACACCUGGUGCUUCUGAGCUAUCCAUCAGGAACUUACCUCCCUCAGCCAUUGGUGAUCCUAGUAACUUGGAUGCCAUGGGCCUACUCAAUGCAAACAAGGGUAGGGCCAUGCAAGGUAUUGUUGAGCAGGUUCGAGAUGGCAGUACCAUCCGGGUCUAUUUGCUUCCUGAAUUCCAGUUUGUUCAAGUGUUUGUUGCAGGAAUCCAGGCUCCAUCAAUGGGAAGAAGAGCUGCAGCAGAAGCCAUUGUUGAGACAGAACUGGCAUCUGAUGAGCCAAAUGGAGAAGGAUCUGCUGAAACUCGGCCUGCUUUAACAUCAGCACAGAGGUUGGCAGCAUCAACAGCAUCCUCUAAUGAAGUUGCCCCUGAACCAUUUGGGAAGGAAGCUAAACACUUCACUGAGAUUCGUGUUUUGCAUAGGGAGGUCCGUAUCGUAUUAGAAGGUGUUGACAAAUUUGGCAAUUUGAUCGGUUCAGUAUAUUAUCCCGAUGGUGAAUCAGCAAAGGACCUAGCACUGGAGCUUGUAGAAAGUGGUUUAGCUAAAUAUCUAGAAUGGAGUGCUAGUAUGAUGGAAGAAGAUGCCAAACGGCGGCUGAAGUCUGCAGAACUUCAAGCGAAGAAGAAUCGAUUGAGAUUCUGGACAAACUAUGUUCCCCCACCCACAAAUUCGAAGGCAAUUCACGACCAGAAUUUUACUGGAAAAGUGGUUGAGGUUGUAAGUGGGGAUUGCAUCAUUGUAGCUGAUGAUUCUCUCCCAUUCGGCAGCCCAUUAGCAGAACGACGAGUUAACCUCUCCAGUAUCAGGUGUCCAAAAAUGGGCAAUCCUCGUAGAGAUGAAAGACCUGCUCCCUACGCCCGUGAAGCAAGGGAGUUUCUACGGACACGGCUUAUUGGCCAACAAGUGAAUGUUUCAAUGGAAUAUUCUAGGAAGGUAGGCUUGGCAGAUGGACCCACAACUGCUUCUGCAGAUUCUAGGGUAAUGGAUUUUGGAUCAGUCUUCCUGGUCUCUCCUACUAAGGUUGAGGCUGAUGGUGCAUCCACACCUGCUAUAUCUACUGCUGGAAGUCAGCAUGCUGGGGUAAAUGUUGCUGAGCUAGUUGUUGCCCGUGGCUUUGGCACUGUCAUCAGGCAUCGAGAUUUUGAGGAAAGAUCAAACUAUUAUGAUGCUCUCCUUGCUGCUGAAUCGCGUGCUAUUUCUGGGAGAAAAGGAAUCCAUUCUGCAAAGGAUCCUCCAGUGAUGCAUAUAACAGACUUGCUUAUGGCAUCAGCAAAGAAAGCAAAAGAUUUCUUGCCAUUUCUGCAAAGGGUUAGGAGGAUGCCUGCCAUUGUGGAAUAUGUCCUCAGUGGUCACCGCUUUAAACUGUUGAUUCCUAAGGAAACAUGUAGCAUUGCUUUCUCGUUCUCUGGUGUUCGAUGUCCUGGUCGUGAUGAGCCUUUUUCAGACGAAGCAAUUGCACUAAUGAGACGAAAGAUAAUGCAAAGAGAUGUCGAAAUUGAAGUGGAAACUGUUGAUAGAACUGGAACUUUCUUGGGAUCUCUAUGGGAGGCAAAAACCAACAUGGCAGUGACACUUCUUGAGGCUGGACUAGCAAAGCUUCAAACUUCCUUUGGCAGUGACAGGAUCCCCGAUGCUCACCUUCUUGCUCAGGCUGAGCAGUCUGCGAAAAAGCAAAAACUAAAAAUAUGGGAAAACUAUGUAGAAGGAGAAGAAGUUUCUAAUGGGUCAGCUACUGAAAGCAAACAGAAAGAAGUGCUUAAGGUAGUGGUUACUGAAAUUUUAGGUGGUGGUAGAUUUUAUGUCCAGACAAUCGGAGAUCAGAGAGUAGCCUCUAUUCAGCAGCAGCUUGCUUCUCUGAAUCUUCAAGAAGCUCCUGUCAUUGGUGCUUUUAAUCCUAAGAAGGGUGACAUUGUCCUUGCGCAAUUUAGUGCAGAUAAUUCGUGGAACCGAGCAAUGAUUGUUAAUGCACCUCGGGGGGCUGUUGAAUCCCCAAAAGACAAAUUUGAAGUGUUCUACAUUGACUAUGGAAAUCAAGAAAUUAUUCCUUACAGUCAGUUGAGGCCACUUGAUCCUUCAGUGUCCUCUGCUCCUGGCCUUGCUCAGCUAUGCAGCCUUGCAUACAUAAAGGUUCCGAGCUUGGAUGAGGAUUUUGGUCAAGAAGCAGCUGAGCAUUUUAGUGAUAUGACAUUAAAUAGUUCAAAAGAGCUCAGGGCUGUGAUUGAGGAUAAGGAUACUUCAGGAGGAAAAGUGAAAGGACAAGGAACUGGGAUAGUCCUUAUUGUAACUUUGAUUGAUGUGGAAGCUGAAUCCAGUAUAAAUGCUGCAAUGUUGAAGGAAGGGCUUGCUACUGUAGAGAAAAGAAAGAGAUGGGACCCCAAGGAAAAACAGAUAGCAUUUGAUAAUUUGGAAAAAUUCCAGGCAGAAGCACGACUUAACAGGCUAAGGAUGUGGCAGUAUGGGGAUAUUCAGUCAGAUGAUGAGGACACAGCUCCACCUGUUAGAAAGGCUGGUGGUCGGCGAUUAAUAAAAGCUUCAACAUCCUGAGGUAAAAAAGACUCCAGCGGCCUAAGACAAGUGAUAGGGACAAUGAUUUGCUUCUAGAGAUACAAGACAAAGAAAUGUUGCAGUAGCUUAAACUUUAUUAAAAUUAGCUUUUCAUAUUGUUUUUGUAUUUUAAAAUUUUACUGAUAGGUGAGGGAACAAUGUUUUUUCAUUUUUUUUUUUUAAAAAAAAAUUAUAACCUUUUAAUAAGGUGAAGUUUCAUCCUGACCAGUCUCUUUGAGGAGACAAUCGGAAACAAUUUUUCGCAGUUCAGCAAAAAUUUAAAGAUUUUGUGUCGGAUUUUUCUUUGGUA